Molecule: messenger RNA, 1152 nt
Organism: Micromonas commoda
Lineage: Eukaryota; Viridiplantae; Chlorophyta; Mamiellophyceae; Mamiellales; Mamiellaceae
Exons: 1
Coding region: 1-1152 (383 amino acids)
Biological process (GO): protein polyubiquitination
Molecular function (GO): ubiquitin protein ligase activity
Source: RefSeq, a predicted model, not a curated record
AUGUUACAGGCGCACGUGUUCGAGCACUACGCGCUUGGUUCGCCGUUCGAUCGCGCCGACGCGUGCGCCGUGUCCGACCUGGCGUGUCCGUACCUGAAGCUCGACGUGAGGCGGGACUGCCUGUUGGCGGAUACCAUGCGGCAGCUCGCGUAUCACGUUCGCUGCGGCGACAUCCGUAAGCCGUUACGCGUCCGUUUCGUGGGUGAAGAGGGCGUCGACGAGGGGGGCGUGCAGAAGGAGUUCUUCCAGCUCAUCGCGCCGGAGGUGUUCAGCAAGCGCGUGGGAUUCGAGUGGGACGACGAGACGAAUUGUUGCUGGUUCGCCAAGGGUAAGCAGCCGUGGGCCGAGUACGAGCUGGCGGGCGUCAUCGUUGGUUUGGCUGUGUACAACGGUCACGUUCUGGACCUCAGGUUACCGAAAGCGGCGUACAAGAAACUCACGGGCGAGAGGGUCGGGCUCGCCGACCUGCGCGACGUCGCGCCGUGGCACCACAACGCCGCGCUGUGCCUCCUUCGGUGCGAGAACGAAGACGAGUGCGCGAGCUUCGGUUUCUCCUUCUCCGCGUCGUACGUCGAUGACGUGAGCGGCGAGACGGAGUGCGUGGAUUUGCUCCCCCCGUGCGGCGAAGAGACGCGCGUGACGAUGGCGAACAGGACAGAGUACGUUCACAGGUACGCGGAGUGGUACCUCGUCGACUCGGUCGCCGCGCAGUUUGACGCGUUUCGAGUUGGCUUUGAGCGCCUCUGCUCCGGUUCGUGCGUUUCGAUGUUUCGUUCGGACGAGUUGGAGUCGGUCAUCGUCGGCGCGCCGAGUUUGGACUUUCGCGCGCUGCAGGCGAACUGCUCGUACGAGGACGGCCUGUUGGUCGACUCCGACCUGUCGCGGUGGUUCUGGGACGUGGUGCACCUCGAUUUGACGGCGCAUCAGCGAAGGCGGCUGCUGUGUUUCGUCACCGGCUGCGACAGGGCUCCGGUUGCCGGGCUAGGUUCGGUUCGUCUGGCGUUGAGCGUCAACGGAAGCGACGACGCUCGUUUACCCACGGCGCACACGUGCUUCAACCACCUGAUGCUGCCGAGGUACUCGUGCCGCGAAGUUCUGAGGGAGAGGCUGACGACGGCGAUCGAGAACGCCGAAGGCUUCGGGCUGCAGUAG